AUGGCCCACGACUACGCCGGACGUUUGCGCCCGUAUGAAAACAAGGGACGCCUCGGGCUCGCGCCCGACUGGGAUCGCCUGCUCGACGUGCAACGAAAGGUACAAGUGCUGGCCCAGUGGUUGCGCGCAGCGUGCGGCGACGUUGUUGUCCACACGGGCGCGGGUGUAUCCACGGCAGCUGGGGUGCGCGACUUUCGUGGACCACACGGCGUCUGGUCCGAAGCGACGCGCUCGAAAAACGGACGCUCGAGACCUGGGGUUGCUCCGGGUGCGGCCCAGCAGCACGAGCCUCUGACUCGAGACGGGGCGCGUUGCGCGGACGUCAUCGACCCGCGGACGCAGCCGCCGCCGCCAGACUGCAGCCUAGAGCUUGCAGCGCCGACCUGGAGCCACUGGGCGCUCACCGAACUCGUGCGUCGCGGCUUGGUGCGACGCAUUGUCACGCAAAACAUCGACGGCUUGCACCUGCGCAGUGGACUCGCUCGUCAUCGUCUCUCUGAGCUGCACGGGAACAUUUUCGCAGAACAGUGUGAACGCUGUGGUCAAAUUUUCCUGAAUGAUGUGGUUGUGCCCACGGUUGGCGGUCGCCGAACCGGUCACCAGUGCGUGUACUGUGCAUGGCGGGGUCAGCGAGCAUCGACGCGCGAUAUGCUGCUCGACUGGGAGGAUCCGCUGCCGCAAGCGGAUCUCAUGGGCGCGACCGAGGACUCGCGAAACGCGCGCUUGUGUCUGGUCAUGGGCUCGAGUCUGCAGAUGGUACCGGCGGCGACGCUGCCAGCGCUCUGUCUGCGGAAGGAUGGCGCGCGGCUUGUCAUUGUCAACGCGUCGUGGACGGCGCGGGAUGAUGCGGCGCAUUUGGUCAUUCGCGCCCCAACCGAUAUGGUGAUGCUGCUCCUACUGGAUGAGCUCGCAUUGCUACCGCCAGGGGACGCGCGGGUGCGCCUCUGGCGGCCGCAGCUGACGCUUGGCGUGCGGUGGCGGCAGCGCCCGAGGCAGUCGCGCCCGAGCGUGGAUGUCUGUGUUUGGAACGGAAACGGCAAUGCGCCUGGAUUGACGCUCGAUCACACCUUGCAUGGUGCGUGCAAGCGCGAGCCCAGCAAGCACAACAGCAGCUGCGCGGAUACGCCGCUCUAUUGGAUUCCGUUGCAUGGUCGAAUGAUAGCUGACGCGAAUCAAGUACCGGCGCUGGAGGCGCUGGAACUGGAUGCCAGCGGUCAUCUAUCGUUGACUGUGGCCGGCUUUGGUCAGCGAAGCUGUGCAGAGCCCCCGUUUUGCACAGCAGCGGCGGUUUCGAUACGGUUGGGAUUUCCGCUAGCCCCGCGCGGCACGUCUCAACCGCCACUGGUCGUACCGAAUGUCUGGUAUUUCUUGUCGAUACCGCGUGCCGGUUGGCUUGAGUUCAAUGUGGUCGCUUACCGGGCGUACGUUGUUCGUUUGCUUGCAUCCGAGUGGGUGCAAAGCGAACGCAUCCAACUGCCGCCCGCGCUGCUGUUCUAUCGCGAGGAUGAUCGGCGUCGUUGUUCCUGUAUCGUGUGCGGAGCAUCGGUGCCUCCGCAGAAGCGAACGCAUCACGUGCAGUGUGUGCACGCCGAGGCCUUGGGGCAGCGCGCAGCCUCUGCUCCCGACCUAGAGCGACAGCGCAACGACUUGCAAGGCAGGCGCAGCGAGAAGCGAGCGCGAUUGCCGCGUGUUUAA
This is a messenger RNA of Cyanidioschyzon merolae strain 10D, 1695 nucleotides long. Its product is annotated as NAD-dependent deacetylase sirtuin 6. The coding region runs from base 1 to 1695 and encodes 564 amino acids. The record is from RefSeq and is a predicted model, not a curated record. Gene Ontology annotation, molecular function: NAD+ binding. Lineage: Eukaryota; Rhodophyta; Bangiophyceae; Cyanidiales; Cyanidiaceae. The transcript has a single exon.